AUGGUCAUUGGGGAAAUGAUAAAGUCAAGGUUUGCAGGAAACGGUGGAGGACCACGCCCAAACGAAAUCAUACAAGUCAUGCUCGGUGAUCACAACGUAAGGAUAUCUUAUUGGAAAGCAUGGCGAUCAAGAGAAGUUGCACUAGAACAUGCAAAAGGUUCAUCUGCCACGUCUUCUAGAUUGCUUCUAGAAUACCUACAUAGACUCGUGGUGGCAAAUCCCGGUUCAGUGGCAGAAAUGCACACGGUUUACGAACAAGGGAUUGGUCAUCGGUUCAAAUAUAUGUUUCUUUCCCUCGGUGCAUGUAUCAAUGGUUUCAAACAUAUGCGUAAUGUCAUUAUCAUCGAUGGAGCACAUUUACGAGGCAAAUAUGCGGGAUGCUUACUCACUGCUUCGGCACAAGAUGGCAAUUACCAAGUAUUUCCUAUCGCCGUUGGAAUUGUUGAUGGUGAGAACGACAAAGCUUGGGAGUGGUUUUUUAAAAUGCUGUUAAAGUUUAUCCCCAACAACAAUGAUGUUGUUUUUGUUCCGGACAGACACACCUCCAUAUACAAUGGAAUAUCCAAGGUCUAUCCCGCAGCACAACAUUGUGCAUGUGUGCUACACCUGAAGCGGAACAUCAAGACUUAUUUCAAAAACAAGAACCUUGGAUACUUGGUGAGCAAGGCAGCUAGAGCAGUCGGACUAACUGAAUUUUACACCGCCUUCAACGAAAUCAAAAACAUCAAUGCUUCAUGUGCAGAAUGCCUAAUUGGAAUAGGGUUCGAGCACUGGGCCAGGGCACAUUUUCCUGGAAAUCGAUACAACAUAAUGACAAGCAAUGUCGCAGAGACAUGGAACUCUGUUCUUCGUGAAGCAAGAGAAUAUCCGAUAACAGCUUUGGUGGAGUAUAUCAGAGUAAAACUAAUGAACUGGUUUGCUGAAAGACGUAAUGUCCCACAAGUUGGGAAUGGAAGACUUACGGUACGUGUGAAGGAGAUAGUUGAAGAAAAUUUUCAAAACAGUGGUGGAAUACUAGUAAGACGGAUUAACGAUGUUGGGUUUGAGGUGAAAGACAAGGAUGGUUGUUCAUACCACGUUAAUUUAGCCACCAAAUCUUGCAGUUGUUAUUCAUUUCAGAAGCUCCUCAUACCUUGCUCCCAUGCAAUCGCCUCAGCAAUCAAAGAGAAAGUGAGUAUCGAAUCCCUUGUAUCAGACUUUUACACUGUAGAAAACCUAUCUUUGGUAUAUGGGGAAGAUAUAUUACCCAUAAGCAACGAAGGAAAUACAAGUGGAGCUUCGACCGAAGUUGUAGGAGAAGCGGUCGAAAUAUUCCCACCCUCAAGCAGACGCCCUCCAGGUAGACCGCGGAAGAGCCGGAUAUUGUCAACCGGGGAAAUACGGCCGGUGCAACGCGUCAGGACACAACAAAGCAACUUGCAAAGUUGCGAUAUAAAUGCAACCGGAAAAAUGCGAAGUUGGCGAUUCUCGGAUGAUGAAGGUGUUUGA
This is a messenger RNA of Brassica rapa (field mustard), 1488 nucleotides long. RefSeq lists its product as uncharacterized. Gene Ontology annotation, molecular function: zinc ion binding. NCBI's taxonomy places the organism in Eukaryota, Viridiplantae, Streptophyta, Magnoliopsida, Brassicales, Brassicaceae. The record is from RefSeq and is a predicted model, not a curated record.